GUAAUUACAACGCUAAGCGAUUGUUUGUUUGUUACUAAAAUACCCAUGGGUUUUUGAGGGUUUUUGAUAUGAGAAUGAGUGAAUCUUGUUUCCCGCUUUUCUUUUUUCAUAUAUUCUAUCAGUUCACUCAGAGCGCUGAAGAGCAUAUGGUGCUUGUUAGGUCUGAAAGAUCAAACUUAAAGCCAUAACGGCUUUUUUAGCAGCGUUUUAUUUACUGUCUACCGAUAUUCCGGAAAAUCAUAUUUAAAUUUCGAGGCAAAAUCAGGGCAAAAAUGGUGUCAUACAGACAACUGCUAUCACUUGUGGAGUCGGUAGUAUUGGGGUCGGAACAACCUCUUCCACAUCAGCGGAGCGAGCUGAUUCAUACGCUUCGAAAAUGUUUACCCAAUUUUAUGUCAUUUUUGGAGUACCCGGGCCCAAGAGCUUCUGAUAGGUCUCAAGUUUUAUCCAAAGAAGUCAGGCUUCCUAAUGCCCCUCCAACUAUUCUCGAUGAUCAAGAUGUUCAGAUAGCUUUAAAACUGAGCGAGGAUCUUAAUUUAAACGAAAUUGAUUGUGUUAGUUUGCUUGUUGCUGCUCAUCAAGAGUGGGGCUUACUUGGACGUGUGCCAUUAGAGAUCUUACGGCUUUCAGCAGGUCUGUGGUUCACUGAGAGGAUAGCUUUAAUAACAACAUUGUUAACUCUCCUCAGGGUUGCUGUGUUAGAUGAAGGUGUUGAUAAUGAUCUGGUGGUUGACAUUCAAAAUUUUUUAGAGGAGUUGUUUAAAUCUGGACUCAGGCAACGGCUAAUUACAAUUAUUAAGGAACUCAAUCGUGAUGAACCAGCAGGUUCAGGGGGCCCUCAUGCAGAUCGCUAUGUUCUUGACUCAAGAGGCACACUUGUACAACGUUAUACUGUGGUCCAAAGAGAGCGUCUCAGUUUAAGUCAAUGUCUUGUAUUUUCUGUCCUUGUAGUUCGAAUUAGCUCAGAAGAGUUGAAGGAUAUUCUGUCACUGCUGAAGGAUUGUGCUGGUGAUACUGAUGACUUUCAGAGCAUUGUCAAACUUCAAAUUGCAUAUACUAUCCUGUUUGUACUCGUCACAGCGUUAAUGUCUGACGCAUUGAGUGGAUCACAAGAUCCAUCUGUGUUUUCUCUUGAUUCCGAUUUCAGAAGAGAAUUUCAAGGAACUGUUAUGAGUACUGUAAAUGAUGCAAAAAUUGAGGGGUUUAUGAAUGUUGUAAGGUUGUCUUGGGCUGUUUUUAUAAUGUUGACUUUCGAUGGUACUGUUGGACGGGUUGCGGCUUCAGUUGCCCGUGCUGCUGAUGCCGCAGACAUAAGAUCAUGUCUUGAGUGUGCUUGUGCAAACAAUGCAUUCAAGUUUCUUUUGACAAGAAUACUUAGAACAGCAGCAUUCCAGAAUGAUGAUGAAGACAUAAUAUUUAUGUACAAUGCUUAUUUGCAUAAGAUGCUUACAAGUUUUCUUUCUCAUCCGAUUGGACGAGACAAGGCAAAAGAAGUGAAAGACAGGGCAAUGAAUGCUCUUGGGUCAUAUUCUGUAGGAAAUGCAUACGAGUCUAUGGAUGAUGAUACUAGAGCUCAGCAGCAGGCUAUAGAGGAUCAGGCUCAACCUUUUAUCUGUCUUUUGGAAGUAUUAACGGAAGUUUAUCAGAGAGAGCCAGGCCUAACAGAUGGAAAUGAAGCUUUAUGGAACUUUGUGUGCUUUGCUGGUGAAGAUCAUAGUAGCUACCAAACGCUUGUAGCAUUUUUAAGCUUGCUUAGUACGCUGGCAUCUGGUGAGGAAGGUGCUAAGAGAGUAUUUCAGUUGCUUCAAAGCAAAGCAAUUCGUAAUGUGGGGUGGCAUAUACUUUUCAACUCUCUUAAUGUCUAUGAACAAAAGUUCAAGAGAUGCCUUCAAAAUACAAGGGCAUUAUUGCCUAGUUUUCAGGAAGGUGAUGCGAGGGUAUUGGUAGCAUAUUUGAGGGUUCUGCAAAGGGUAAUACAGAAUGGGAAUUCAGUGGAAAAAUUGCUAUGGUUCCCUGAUAUAGAACCUUUGUUCAAGUUGUUGCCAUAUGAAAAUGUGCCACCAUAUCUGAAGGGUGCAUUGAGGAAUGCUAUCGCUACAUUUGUGGAAGUAUCUCCUACCUUGAAAGAUACUGUCUGGACUUUUCUGGAGCAGUAUGAUCUUCCAGUAGUUGUAAAAGCCCCUGUGAUUGGCAAUAGUUCACAAGAAGUUUCUUCUCAGGUAUAUGAAAUGAGAUAUGAACUAAAUGAAGUGGAAGCAAGGAGAGAAGAAUAUCCAUCGACACUCUCUUACUUAAACUUGUUGAAUGUGCUUAUUGAAAAGGAAACUGAUUUAAGUGAUAAUGGUAGAAGGUUUGUUGGGAUUUUUAGCUUUGUUCGUGACCAGGUAUUUGGGCCUUUCUCUCAAAGAGCAUAUGCUGACCCUGUUGAAAAAUGGCAGCUAGUAGUUGCUUGUCUCCGACACUUUCAAUUGAUGUUAGGUAUGUAUAACAUUGCAGAUUACGAUGCACAAAAUGCAAUGAAUCAACUUCCACAACCUGAUCAUACACCAGUAUCACCAGAUGAUCUCACAAUGCACAUUCCAGCAAUAGAGUUGAUGAAGGAUUUUAUGAGUGGAAAAACAAUUUUUCGUAACAUCAUGAGGAUACUUAUGUUAGGUGUGGACAAAGUUUUGGAGGAUCGCAGCAGCCAACUUUAUGGCCCAAGCUUAGAGGAGGCUGUGCAUCUUUGCCUUGAACUUGUUCUUCUUGCCUUGGAGAGAGAUUCAUCCUUUGCAGAUUAUUGGCGUCCUGUAUACCAGCCAUUAGAUGUCAUACUUUCCCAUGAGAGCCAUCAGAUUGUAAUGCUACUUCAGUAUGUGCGUUAUGAUAGACUACCUGCAAUUCAACAAUGCUCCAUUAAAAUAAUGGACAUUCUCAGUGGCCGUAUGGUUCAACUUGUAUCAAUCAUUAUGAAGGCAGAUGCUGCGGGAAACUUAAUAGAAGAUUAUGCAAAUUGCCUUGAGGCACGCACCCAAGAAUUUCAGGCCUUGGAAAAACCGAACAAGGACACUGGCUUCUUAAUCUUGCAGCUUCUUAUCAAUAAUCUUGCCCGUCCUGCACCAAAUGUUACACAUUUGUUGCUCAGAUUUGAUGUUGAUGGACCUGUGGAAAGGACCAUUUUGCAACCUAAAAGCCAUUAUAGUUGUUUGAGAGUUAUUCUUGAUGUAUUAGAGACACUUUCGAACGCUGAUGCUAAUUCAGUUCUUCACGAGUUUGGCUUUCAGCUCAUAUACGAAGUUUGUGUGGAUGGAUUAACUGGUGGUCCCAUGAUUGAGCUACUUCGUGGUGAAAAGUAUGAGUUCUUUAUGAAGCAUUUGGAUACAUUUCUAUGUUCACCACUUCCUAAGCGCAAUAAUAAUCAGGUUCUUCGUAUUAGCAAUCUUCAACAGAGAGCAUGGCUGCUGAAGCUUUUUGCUCUACAGUUACAUGUGAGCGACAUGGAUGUCAUUACUGAUCGUGAAAGCUGUCGCUGUCUGAUUUCACAAUUAUUUCUGCAAGAGAGUCUUCACAUAGAUAAAAAUAAUGCGUCCUUUCAGAAUUCUCAGAUUCAACAGCAUAUAAGUAUUACAAAUGAGAGUAUUUAUAAAAUGAAGGUUCUUGAGCUUCUUGAUGUAAUUCAAUUUCGGCCUCCUGAAACUAAUAUCAACUUUCCACAUUCAGUGCUAAAUUUUAAGGAGGAUCUGCGGGUGGACGAGAUCUUGGGAAAUUCGGCAACACUUGAAAAGGGUGGAGUCUAUUACUAUUCAGAGAGAGGAGAUCGGAUAAUUGAUUUGGCUGCUUUUCGGGAUAAGCUGUGGCAGGAGUACCAUGAGCUAGAAAACCAAUCUAAUUCUGUUCUCAAUCAAAAACGGCUGGUAGAUUUAAAGGAUGCUGUGCAGCAGUUAUUGAUAUGGGGUUGGAAAUACAACAAAAAUCUUGAGGAGAAUGCAGCUCAGUUGCAUAUGUUGGUUGGUUGGUCACAAGUUGUGGAGGUGUCUGUGUCUAGGCGGAUGGAGUUCCUCGAAAGCCGCCCUCAAGCGUUGUUUGAAAUACUGGACGCAUCAUUGGGUGCAACAACAUCACAAGAUUGUUCUCUUAAAAUGGCUUUGUUCUUGACUCAGGUGGUGUUAACUUCCAUGGCAAAAUUGCAAGAACAAAGUUUCCUGUCACCUGGAGGUGAAAGCACAGAUAAUGUCACAUAUAUUGAUAUUCUUUCAUCAGCACACUUGUCAAAUGGUGCUUGCCAUUCAAUAUUAUCAAAGCUUGUUAUGGCGAUUCUCCGGAGUGAAUCCUCUGAAAUAUUGCGGAGACGCCAAUAUGCAAUCAUGCUGAGUUAUUUCCAGUAUUGUUGUGGCAUGCUUGAUCCAGAUGUGUCUUUAGGCACAAUGCGUGAUUUGUUAAUUGAAGGGCAGGAUGGAGAAGAUGAUGUGGAUCUUCAAAAGAUUGACAAGGACCAGGCAGAACUGACCCAAAUGAACUUCUCAAUAUUGAAACGAGAAGCCACAGCUCUUGUUGACGUGGUUGCAAAGGAUGCAACCCAGGGAAGUGAGGUUGGUAAAGCAAUGGCAUUUUAUGUGCUCGAGGCCUUGUUGGGUUUUGACCAGGAUCAGUUAUUCCUAAACCAGAUUCAGAGUAGAGGUUUGUUACGUGCGUGCCUUUCAGACAUCAACAACAAUUCAUACCAGGCAGUAUUGCUUCCGUCAGCAGCUUCUAUUCGUCGCCUAUAUACCCUUGAAGCAGAGCUUGCCCUACUUUUAAGAGUUGGUUAUGGAUAUAAGAAAAGAGGAGCACAAAUUUUAUUUGCAAUGGGUAUUUUGGAACGCCUUUCGUCAUGUAGAGCUGUGGAUGUUUAUCUUACGGAAGAUUCAAAGUGGGCACAUGCAUUCAAGAUGGGAUUAGGCUUGCCAUCCCAGCAUGAUAGACAUCAUCAAAUUGUGUCCCCAGUGCUAAGAUUAGUCUUUUGCGUUUCACAAUUGGUUGACAUGUCGGAAUAUCUUGAGGAAUCCAAUAAGGUCAUCCGUGAGAUCAUAGAGUUUGUCGUAGCACAUCAAGGUCUUUUUGCUCGUAUUCUCAGAGAUGAAGAUUCUGAAAUACAUGUUCAAUUGCUGGAAGAAUUGGAAAUUGCCAUCGCUAUAUUAUCUAAGGUGUGGCCUUUUGAAGAAAGGGAUGAGUGUGGAAUAGUUCAAGCACUAUUCAAUCUCAUGUGUGUUUUCUUUUCUGAGGAUACAGAGUCUAGUAGCAAAUAUGUACUGUAUAUUCGAAAUUCGGAAAGAGCUGUAGAUCAGUCUUAUGGAGCUCGUGAGAAUGUCAGGAAAAUGGAAUUGUUUGUAAAGCGUUUGCAAUGCAACUUAGUGUCUUAUCUGUACUGCUUGGUAACAAGGAAGAACUUAAGAUUACCCAUCUCCAGGCCAAAUAUUAUGGAUGGAGUUUUUGUUGGUAAUUAUACAUUUGGUAGACAGAGACAACCAACACUAAAGCUGGUUGCUAGCCUUCUUCACCAGGCAACUACAGAUUUGGAACGUGCUGUAGAAGAGAAGUGUCUCCUCUUAACUAAGAUUCAAGAUGUAAAUGAGCUCUCAAGACACGAGGUUGAUGAAAUACUUGAGGCAUAUGGCCGUCAGGAGUAUUUAUCAGCAUCUGAUAGCAUCCGUAAAAGGAGAUAUUUGGCAAUGAUUGAGAUGUGUUCUGCUGCGGGAUAUAGGGAGCGUUUAACAACACUUAUUUUGCAUGUUGUGGAACAUGUACUUAACAUAUUUUAUAUUCAUUUUGAAAAUCGAUUACAAGUGCCCGAUCAUUUAAACCAAGACAUGACAAGUUAUUUAGAUAAGGAAGAAAACGUUGGAUCCAAAGAUGAUAUAAUGUCAUUAAAUGAAAGGAUAGUUCCCAUUCUAGAAAGACUGGAAGCUUUGAAUGAGGAUAGGGUAGGCCAUAGCCUAAAACUCUUGCACAGGCUGGUUCACUCCUUGAAGUCAAGAAUUCUUCUUCGAUAUUCAUCAUAAUUUGGUUCUCAGUCAAGUGGUUUCUGGAUGUUUAACUCAGAAAUUUGAAGCAUGAAGAGGCAUAUUCCUUUACUGGAUCUCAUUAGAAAUGGAAGUUUAUGCUUCCUAUCGCUGUAGAACAAAGGGCAGCCAAGUUUGUUUUAUACUAUUGUAUUUAUGUCCAUCCUCAUGGGUAUGUAUUAAACGUAGAGUUCCACUUUCCAAGUUGAUAUCUGGUUCUUCAUAAUAAUGUUUAGCUCCAUAGAUCUUAUUAACCUCAACAGAUUAUAGCAUUAUAUGCUAAAGUUUGAAGGCUGUAUAGCAAUGUGAAUUGAAAUCAUUUUCCCUUUUAAGACAUUUAACAUUUAUUAAUUCAUUUUGUGGAAACUGACAUUGAUUUCAGAAAGACAAAAUGCCCAGGUGUUGUAUAACCUAUAUGAGAAUGCAAAUUCUUAAAAGGAUCAUUUACUUCAAAAUAUGCUUUUAUAGACA
This is a messenger RNA of Cryptomeria japonica (Japanese cedar), 6488 nucleotides long. RefSeq names its product nuclear pore complex protein NUP205. The transcript is spliced from 45 exons. Bases 273 to 6017 code for a protein of 1914 amino acids. The record is from RefSeq and is a predicted model, not a curated record. Gene Ontology annotation, cellular component: nuclear pore. Lineage: Eukaryota; Viridiplantae; Streptophyta; Pinopsida; Cupressales; Cupressaceae.